UAGAUCGCCCCGUACUCCGUACGCGUUCUACAUUUGUAUAGAUGCUUGUGUAUAACGCGUGCAGGUGUUAAAUGGAACGCGUAAUUUGAAUUUCAACGAGGCAUGCGUUAUCCAUGAUCGCACGAUGCUUCUAAUUUACAAGAAAAUUAGAAGCAAUUUCUUUACAAUUUGAUCCUUGUGCAAAUGCAAAGCGUCGAAUGUUGUUGAGCGAUCAUAGAUAAUUGUAACGAUCCAGACUUGAAUUGCGGGCGCCAUGAAUCUUGUAAAUAGAAAAAUUUGAAGGUGUUACGAAUCGUUAAAAAUCGAGUAAUCCCCUUCCCCCUCCCCUUUCCCCCGCCCUGUAGGGAGAUCCAAUCGCUUGUGAUCGUUGUUACAUGCCCGUGUCCGAGUAGUUCAUCAGGAUACUGUAACUUCUGUAAAUAUCGAAUAAAUCUAUUGAAACAAUCUCAACGAAGAGAAUAUUCUUAAACAGCGUCAUUACCAAGUUUAUCUUCCUAUGUCAUCAUCGGGUGAAAUGCUGCAAGAAUUAUCGCUAGAAAAAUGUUCGAGAAUUUUCAUCAUAUCUAAACCGUACAGAAUUGCGAAUUAAUAUAAGCGAUUAUGCGAGUGUGGCUCAAUGGCAUAGAGAAGAAUAAUACUUGAAUGUGUGUUCGUCGAUACAUUUUCAAUCAACUUUCCAUGUUGAUCCUUUUCGCAGAUGUAUUAGCGGUUAGUGACGUAAGCCCAAGACCAUGGACUGAGGUCGAAUGCGUAUUUCGGGCUGUGACACAUAGUAGAUAUGUUUAUGUCGACCCCUCUCUUUUCCGUCGACUCCCAACUCGCCCGUCCUUUUUCCACUACGAGCAAAUGUAUCAUUGGUGAACAUCAGGCCGAGCCGGCUCCCGGUAAACCUGCCUAACCGCUGUCAGUCAUACAAUUACGAAAGAAUCGAAAAGUCUAUCCAGCCUCUUGAAUCGUUACACCUGCCGAUUGAAAACAAUAUCGGUGAUUUAACCAAAUCAAUAUUACAUUAUCGUAGCAAACGGAAACUUGCGUUGCAAAUUGCAAUGGGGAGAAGCAAAUCAACGGAACCGGAAGAAUCCGUGAUGGGUUUCAAGGAUAAGCAAAAGGCCUUGGACACGCUGAAAGCUCUGGACGGUCGAGAUAUAAGUUAUCAGUACCACGUGAUUGCUAGUUUCGUGAGCCGCGCGAAAAGAACGUUGCAGAUUACAAGGGACGAGGAAAAACUGGCCAAUAUACGAGAAGCUUUGAAAGUAUUCGAGGAUUGGCUCGCUAACUACAAAGAGAACAAUCGUAGUAAAGAAAACCUCGCUUACUUGCCAAUCGAGACUAUAAAAGGCUUCAAGAGCCUUGCCAAAAAGUACGAUGUUCUGGAGGAAGAAUUCUAUAAUGCGUACAAAAAAGAGAAAGGUGACUACAAGGGUUUACGAUCGGUUAAAAUUCCGAGCGGAGAGACCACUUGGGACAUCGAGAGAAAUCGAAACUUGAAGAAAAUUAUCGAUAAGAUCAAACAAGACCACGUACAAUGGUUCGAAACCGACGUUGGCGAUUUUCGGGGGCUUCCAACUAAAGAACAUGUACAGUGCAUCAUGUUGGGCUACAGUCCAGAACCGAGCAAAUUGAAGAAACUCGUAGCUCAGGUGGAGGAAAAGUUUGGAUCUGAGAAUAACGAAGACAUGGAGAUCGACGAGGAUGUCAAGAGCAAGGCUAAGAAGAGGAAGCACGAUAGCUCGUCCAGCGAUGACGAUAAAAACGAGGAACCGGAGAAAAAAUCGAGACGAUCGACCGACGAGGAAAAGACUGAAAAAGAGGAGAGCGGACUCGGUUUUAAAGAUAAAGAGAAGGCUUUGCAGACUAUCAAGUUACUGGAAGGUAGGGAUCUAAAUUAUCAAUAUCACGCGAUCUCUGGCCUUGUGAAAAGAGCCGAGCGAGUGAUAUCGUGCACAAAGGACGAGCAAAAACUCAAGAACAUAAAAGAAGCUAUAGAAGUGUUCGACAAUUGGAUUACGGAUUUCAAAGUAAAUGGCCGGGCAAAGAUGAACUUUGAUUAUUUAUCCAUUGAUUUGGUACGAUCCUACAAGCCGUUGGCGGACAAGUACAAAAUCGAAGAUAAUGGAUUUCUUAAAGCGUACGAAGAAGUGGAUGGAGAUUAUAAGAAAUUGAGAAACGUUCAAGUUCCAGAUUCGAGUAUUACCUGGGAUAUAGAGAGGAAUAAGAAUCUUCAAAAUGUUGUAGAUCGUGUCAAAGAACAAAAGAAAUGGUUCGAGACGGAUGGUGAGCUUGAAGGUUUACCCACCGAAGGACAUAUUCGAUGUAUAAUGUGGGCUUACAGUCACGAUGCAGGUAAAUUGAAAAAACUUUUGCCUACGUUGGCUGAAAAGUUAAAAUCGUAAAUCGUUAUUAUAAAUAUUAUAUUAAUAUAAAUAUAUUUGUGAAAUUUAUACUAUUCUUAAAUUACCUCAUAUGUACAAAAAAUUUAGCUGUAUUUUUCUUGAAAAAUAUUGGUAAUAAACAUAAUUUAUUUUUGAUA
Messenger RNA from Apis cerana (Asiatic honeybee), 2530 nucleotides. It is a transcript of the gene Ude, whose product is annotated as Uracil-DNA degrading factor. The record is from RefSeq and is a predicted model, not a curated record. Lineage: Eukaryota; Metazoa; Arthropoda; Insecta; Hymenoptera; Apidae.